Messenger RNA from Aureobasidium subglaciale EXF-2481, 1427 nucleotides. RefSeq lists its product as uncharacterized. Bases 350 to 1252 code for a protein of 300 amino acids. NCBI's taxonomy places the organism in Eukaryota, Fungi, Ascomycota, Dothideomycetes, Dothideales, Saccotheciaceae. The transcript is spliced from 2 exons. The record is from RefSeq and is a predicted model, not a curated record.
ACUGAUAUGAUCUUACGUAGGGUGGAAUCUAAUCAGUCUUUAUGAGCAGUGAAUAUGCAGAGUCUGACUACCAUCGGCUAUUGAGAAGCACAUCGGACAGGCAUGCAUGCUAUAUGCUUCAUGAGAAACUUGGGCGUGUAGCUUUCUCCACGAACGCGUCAAAACACGUCAACCUGAACCUUCGCACAUUCUAUAUCCCUCCAACACAAUUGUGACAAUGCGACCGACCUGUUAGCAGUCAUGCCCACUCACAUAGAUGAUCGUUUGGCAGAGGAGAUCGAGAUGUUCUCUGGAGACUUGAGAGAUGAUCUUCGCGCUUAUCUUGACAAUAUCACUUCGGACGUGAUACAUGAGAACAAUGCCCAACAUCCAACGCCAAUUGCAGAACGUAGAUCCAGAGAAAACGAUCUUCAUGAUGACCUUCUUGUCCGAGCUACUGGAAACGCCAGAGCCGCUGAGCGAAGAUCUACUGUCGACCUACAAGCUUUUGAUUUACACCGUGGUUACCAAUCUAGCUCUUCGCAAAUCCCAACCUCCCCAGGUGCGACCAGUCUGGACUUACAAUAGAUACACGGACCGUACACAGCAGAUCAUUCGCAAGCCUGCGCUUGAUGGUCAAUUGCUACUGAAGGUCCUGUCACAUUGCAGAGAUCUGGUUCUCCCCGAAUGUGCUUCCAGACUCGUGGCCAACGUUGCAGCACAAACAGAUUCCAUGGAUCCGCAAGACUUCGAUAGCACCAUUCUGCCCUCACUUAAGGGCAUAAUCAUCCGCUUGCAUGAAGAGAAAGAUGAACUCGAUUUCUACUACAAGAUGCUAUUUCAAACACGCCUCUCGAACUACGUCGAUAGAUUUGUUGGUUCAGAACCUGCACAAAUCAACUGGUCGAGGAAUCCGGUAAGGUGUGGCUGUGCUCACUGUAGAGAUCUGAACAUAUUUCUCCGCAGUCCUGUGGAUCAUGCGUAUCGUGUCAGGGCCUCCAAAGCACGUCGACACCAUCUACAUUCACAAUUAGACGCAUAUACGGACUGCACUCAUAUCACCGAUCGUGGAUAUGCCGAGAUCAUGGUAGUCACGAAGCAAGGAUCGGACUUUGCGGAGAAGCUUGCAGCGUGGAACAAGAAGGCUCGCUCAGCGACGGCAGCACUCCGCUCUCUCGAGGAUUGGGAGGACACAACGAGCUCGUCUAGUCAACUGAGAGAACUGCUCGGAGUGCGAUACACCGAGCUCAUGACGCUAAGCACGUAUGACUGACUCCAUUGCGCCUGGAUGUACGUUUUCCGAAAGAGUGGAGAUAUAUAUCAGGUAGCAUGCAUGUAUCGACUAAUGUGCUAUGAUUCAUCAAGCAGCUGGAGUCGGGCCUCAGUACAGAGAAAGCAUGCCCUAACAUUAUGCCACAUCUCCGACCAUGUCUCGUAGCGAAAUAGGC